This is a messenger RNA of Rotaria sp. Silwood2, 570 nucleotides long. Lineage: Eukaryota; Metazoa; Rotifera; Eurotatoria; Philodinida; Philodinidae. The record is from the annotation of a GenBank genome assembly.
AUGGAACAUUUUCUUAAUAAUACAAAUGAUCAUAAUUCAAGUUUUUUUCAACCACCAAGACAAGAUGAUGAUUUUGAUACAUUAAUCGAACAACAUUCCCCAUCAACAUCAACUAUAGAAAUAGAAAAACCACCAAUACAAAAUGAUAUUAAAUUAGAAGAAUCAAAUAAUACAAAUGAUCGUUCACAGUCAAAUUUAAAUAUUGAUGAAGAAGCAAAUAUAAAAUUACAAGUUCUUGUAUCAAAUUUUAGUGAUGAACAAUUAGAUCGUUAUGAAAUGUAUCGUCGUUCAGCAUUUUCAAAAGUUGCAAUAAAACGUUUAAUGCACUCAAUAACAGGUACAGUACCAUCAUCAAAUGUUGUUAUUGCAAUGGCUGGUAUUGCUAAAGUAUUUGUUGGAGAAAUUAUUGAAGAAGCUUUAGAAGUUCAACAUCAAGAAAAUAAUAAUGAACAUAAAUCAACAACACCACUUGAACCAAAACAUUUACGUGAAGCCUAUAGACGUAUUAAUCAUCAAUAUCAUUGUCCACAAAGAAAAACAUGGAAAUCAAAACGAAAAUCUAGAUUUUAA